AUGGAGAUGGAGCAAGUUGAAAGACAAAGUCUUGCAGUGUCAUCCAUCGGAGUUGUUUUACUCCCUAACGUGCAGACAUCAAACCAAGAGAUCAAAUGGCGAGCCCGUGGUGGACCGAAAACCCAAGCAAUCCAUCGCCAGCGCCGACGGCGAGCCCCCACAGGACGGAAUUCCCCACGACGACGACGACAACGCGACGGAACAGCUGAACUGCAGCCCCGCAGCCGAAAGCCACGCGGCAGGCCACGGGCAGCAAGAACAAGCCCGGCCCCCGAUCCUCAUCACCCGAGAGUCCCCAACGCCUCGCGCUCCCACGUCCUCGAGAUCGCCAGCGGCGCCGACAUCGUCGACGCCGUCGACUCCUUCUCCCGCCGCCGCCAGCGAGGGGUCUCCGUCCUCAGCGGCACCGGCGUCGUCGCGACUGUCCGCCAGCCGGCGGCCCGCCGGGGCCGUCGUCAGGCUCCACGGCGCCGCUUCGAGAUCCUGUCGCUGUCCGCCUUCCUCCCGGCGCCCCCGGCGGCAGAGGCGGCGGCCGGGCUGACUGUGUACCUCGGGGGGCGGGCAGGUGGUGGGGGGAGCGUCGUCGGGGAACUGGUGGCGGCGGGGCCGGUGAUGGUGAUCGCGGCGACGUUCGGGAACGCGACGUACGAGAGGCUGCCGAUGCCGGAGGAGGGGAGGUGGUGGGGCCGAUGGGAUGCCGGGUUGGGGGUGGCCACGGGGACUGGAGCCGAUGGCGGCUGCCAUGUUUAAUUUGGCGGCGCCCGGCGAGUUGAUGGGGAGUGGGCAGGAGGUUUGCGGUUGGGCUGCUCGGCCUCGACUCGUUUUGAGUUUAGGUUUUAUUCUGUUUUUUUUUUUUUAAAUUUCCCCUCCCCUGUUUUGAUUCUGCCUCUAGUUAAUUUAGUUGUAAUAUUGAUCAAAUAUUUGAAUUGGUCCCAUUAAACUCGUACAUAAACA
Messenger RNA from Asparagus officinalis (garden asparagus), 954 nucleotides. RefSeq names its product AT-hook motif nuclear-localized protein 20-like. Gene Ontology annotation, cellular component: nucleus. Gene Ontology annotation, molecular function: minor groove of adenine-thymine-rich DNA binding; DNA-binding transcription factor activity. The record is from RefSeq and is a predicted model, not a curated record. NCBI's taxonomy places the organism in Eukaryota, Viridiplantae, Streptophyta, Magnoliopsida, Asparagales, Asparagaceae.